Molecule: messenger RNA, 1813 nt
Organism: Umbelopsis ramanniana AG
Lineage: Eukaryota; Fungi; Mucoromycota; Umbelopsidomycetes; Umbelopsidales; Umbelopsidaceae
Exons: 9
Coding region: 36-1703 (555 amino acids)
Biological process (GO): GPI anchor biosynthetic process
Cellular component (GO): endoplasmic reticulum
Source: RefSeq, a predicted model, not a curated record
GAUAACUUUGUCCCUCGACUUGACUCCAUUCCUACAUGUCUGAACCUGUGUCGGCUACACAGCAUAAAAGCAAGUCGCAAGAGAAAUGGGUAACCCAACCACCCAGAUGGAAAACUAAAGAGUUCUACUUUUACUAUGCCGCGUUCGCAUUUGUAGUCCCAUAUAUGUUCAAGGUCACGUACGAUCUGAGCAAAGAUGACAACCCUCAUUACCCCGAGUACGAGUAUCGGUUAGAGCCUGGGUGGAUUUUCGGCAGAAAAGUGGAUAACAGUGACAACCAGUACGCAUCCUUCCGCAACAACAUACCCACACUGAUUCCACUUUCGUUCGGCUAUCUUCUUUUAUCUCAUAUCUACCAGCGGUUCUGCUGUCCUGCGAUGCCAAUUAAGCAUCCUCACCAAUCACUCCCUCGAACGUACUUCAUUCUUGCAGCUGCCUUGAUCUACAUCGCUACCACCAAUGGAACUAGCAUUUUUAAGGUUCUGGCCAUCGCUACCAUCAACUACGGUAUAGCGAAGUUGACUAAGGGCUCCUAUCUCAAUCCAUUAUUGACUUGGUCCUGGAAUUUGCUAGUACUAUUUGCAAACGAAUGGAACGAUGGCUAUAGGUUCAAGCAAAUCGGAGAGUCAUUUGCGUUCCUCGAUGAUUACCGAGGUUUGACUCCGAGAUGGCAUAUUCUGUUCAACUUUGUAAUGUUACGCAUGGUAUCCUUCAACAUGGACUACUACUGGAGAAAUAAGCAAUCUCGAGAUGCAUACGAUAAGGAUGAACGCAUGGGAGGUCCAGUCAGCGACAAAGACAGAAUCCAGAAACCUGCUUUUUAUGAAGAUUACAAUUAUGUAAACUUCUUGGCCUACAUUCUCUAUACACCGCUUUACCUCUGUGGUCCCAUUAUAACCUUCAACGAUUUUGUGUCUCAGUUGAGAUACCCAUCGCCAAACGUUACUCGCCGAUAUGUACUUCAAUACGCUUUUCGACUUGUGGCUGUUAUCUUGACUAUGGAGUUGACCUUGCAUUACUUGUAUGUGGUAGCUAUAAGCAAAUCCAGAGCUUGGGCAGGAGACUCUCCAUUACAACUUAGUAUGAUUGGAUACUUCAAUUUGGUUAUCAUUUGGAUGAAGUUACUCAUCCCAUGGAGGUUCUUCCGACUUUGGGCUUUGGCGGAUGGAAUGUGGGUGGAGGAAAAUAUGGUGCGAUGCAUGAGUAACAAUUAUUCUGCGCAAAUGUUUUGGAAAAGCUGGCACAGAAGUUUCAACCGCUGGACUAUUCGAUACAUCUAUAUACCACUUGGCGGCUCAAAGUACUUUGCCUUCAACAUGUGGAUCGUCUUCACUUUUGUUGCACUGUGGCAUGAUAUUCAACUCAACCUUCUUGCCUGGGGUUGGCUUAUCUGCUUAUUCUUAGUACCUGAAAUCGCCUGUACUACGAUCUUUUCACAAAAGCGGUGGGGAAGCUGGCCUUAUUAUAGACACCUUUGUGCACUAGGAGCUGUUGGAAAUAUCUUAAUGAUGAUGAUAGCUAAUCUGGUUGGCUUCUGUGUCGGACUGGAUGGCAUGGCAGACUUGCUAAGUCAGAUAUUCACUACCUUUGAUGGAUUGAUCUUCUUGGUCUGCACGGUCUGCUGUCUGUUUAUUGCAGCUCAAGUCAUGUUUGAAAUCCGAGAGUCUGAGAAGCGUAGAGGGGAUCCAAAGUGGAUGAUGUAGAAACGGUACCUAAAAAUCUUUUCAUAGCGCGCCCUUUGAGCGCUGCUGGAGAUCAGCAACUGUAAUUAUUAAAAAAAUAAAAUUGACAAUGUUUAUCACAACGGAAUAGG